Messenger RNA from Adineta steineri, 1260 nucleotides. The record is from the annotation of a GenBank genome assembly. Lineage: Eukaryota; Metazoa; Rotifera; Eurotatoria; Adinetida; Adinetidae.
AUGGCUACGGAGAGAAAUGCCGAAGCACAACAGUUUAAACGAGUAUCGGAUAUGGUUGAAGAACCGCAAAAAAUGCUCCUGCCAAUUCGAGGGUAUGAAAAAAUGCCAACGGUAUCCUUGGAGGAGGCUGUUGCUCCACUUGUUUCAGUUUUACCUCAAAUUCAAGAUUAUGCUUAUGUUGCGAAAAAACGAUGUGAAUCCGUACCUGCCGAUGAUUUAACACGGGAUGAAUCAGCUUCAAUUAUGCUUUACUCAAUGGAAUGGGAACCACAUGAAGAAUGUUUGUAUUUUGCGCUCAAUGCAGCUCUGCGCAGUGAAGACAGAAGAAAAUUAAAACCAUGGUUCUUGUAUUUGAAACUUAUUCUUACAGCACUCGAAAAAUUACCAUCUAUGCGAUGCUAUGUGUUUCGUGGAGUGAAUUCGGAUUUAUAUAAUCAAUAUACUAAAGGAAAAGAAUUUGUCUGGUGGGGAUUUUCUUCAUGUACAACAACUAUAGAAGUACUGGAAAACGAAGAAUUUUUAGGUAAAACUGGCGAAAGAACAAUGUUUACUAUCGAAUGUGAUAGUGGCAAAGAUAUCAGUCGUCAUUCAUAUUUUCAAUCGGAAAAAGAAGUUCUUCUUCUAGCUGCUCGACAAUUUAUUGUCGUAUCUUGUCUUCAACCAGCACCAGGUCUUCAUAUGAUUCAAUUAAAAGAAACGAAGCCUUCAAUUACUCUUUUACAACCAGUUACAAAUCAGUCUGUUGAGGUUAAACCAACACCAAGUUUUGAAGAGAAAGAUAUACCACAAACAAUGAAUGUUCCAGUUCCAUCGGACUCUAGCUACAACAAUAAUGAUGCUAGUUAUAUUACCGAAGAUUUACCAAAUUCAACAAAUGACAUACCAAAGCUUAAUAAAAUACAAGAAGAUCAACAAUUUGCUACACCUGGUACCUAUGAGGAGCUUAAUUGUAAAGGUCGUCCUUGCAGCAAGUGCGGUCAAUGCCGUGACUGGUAUUUUACUGGCGAUGCAAGAGCUUGGAGAUGGAUCCGCAACUUGAAGAAUUGGACAAUGAAAGAUAUGAAUCGUUGGGACAAUGAUCGCAUUUAUGAUUACUUCGAGCGUCGUGAUGGUGCAACGUGUCGUCAUAAUAGUCGUAGUACUCUUAGUAGUCAUCUUAGUCACCGUCAUGGUCUUAUUCAUCAUGGUCUUCGUAUUCUUAUCAGUCAUCAUAAUAGUCAUCAUAAUGGUUGUCUUUGUGAAGAUAACAUUGUCGCUUGA